Molecule: messenger RNA, 1720 nt
Organism: Brachypodium distachyon (stiff brome)
Lineage: Eukaryota; Viridiplantae; Streptophyta; Magnoliopsida; Poales; Poaceae
Exons: 6
Coding region: 203-1267 (354 amino acids)
Source: RefSeq, a predicted model, not a curated record
UUCUGACCCUGGCUUUCCCUAUAAACUAUACUCCACCUACACCCCAUGGCGCGGCGUCGGUUCCUCUCUUCCCUUCCAUUUCGUUUCUUGUCGUCUUCUCCAAUCGAAUUCUUCCCCCAAAUCUUAGGGUUAGGGUUUCCUCAGUUCCUUACUUCGUCGCCAGAUUAGUGCGCCAGGCCCCUGAGGUUGCUUUGCGCGUGGCAUGAUGGGCACCGCCGUCGAGCUCGGACGGAGGCAGGGGGAUAGCCGCUUCUACGACGCCGCCAGGGCUCGCCGAGGCCACCAUCACGGCCUUCCCAAGUCGCGGUGCAUCACCGCCGCCGUGUCGCGGGAAAAGGCUUCGGAGGAGCCGUCCCCCUCCCCCGCCGCGGCGUUGCCUGUAGGAGUCGCUGGGAAUCUCGAGCGGUUCGUUGCAGCCGUUACGCUAUCGGUGCCGGCGCACUACCCCUCCAAGAGAGGAAGCGUUGAUGGCGAAUGGGAGAAGCCAUACUUUGUUCUUGGCGACCUAUGGGAGGCCUAUAGGGAGUGGAGUGCGUAUGGUGCUGGGGUGCCGCUUGUUCUUGAUGGGUGCGACGGGGUCGUGCAGUACUAUGUGCCCUACUUGUCUGCCAUCGAGCUCUAUGGGAACCCGGCAGCCCUGCGGUUAUCUUCCAACACAAGACAUAUGAUGGACGAUAGUGACAUGGAUUGCAAUGAUUCCAGCAGUGAUAGUAGCUGUGAUUAUGAACAUGUAAGGGUCAAACACUUAUCGCAGGAAGGCUUGGAAGGCUUCUCUAGCGAUGAUGGUGAAUCUGGAGAUACCAAUGACUGCUUGCUCUUUCAGUACCUUGAGUUUGAUUCUCCAUUUUGCCGUGAACCAUUGACUGAAAAGAUAUCUAGCCUUUCAGCAAGAUUUCCAGGACUGAGGACCCUUGGAAGCUGUGAUUUAUCGCCACGAAGUUGGAUGAGCAUUGCUUGGUAUCCAAUUUACCGAAUCCCUACUGGAUCAACGUUAAAGGAUUUAGAUGCUUGCUUUCUCACUUUCCAUCGGCUUUCUAAUUGCCCACAAGGAGAUCAUAUGUGGGGUCCUGAUAGCGCACCAAGCAUACCGCUCCCAGUUUUUGGUAUGGCUUCUUACAAGUUCAGCAACUCGGUAUGGUCUUCAACUCAUGGAGACUGGCAACUGGCUAGCUGCUUAAGGCAAGCUGCUGCAGAUUGGCUGAGAGAGAGCCAUGCAAGCCAUCCAGACUAUCAGUUCUUUGUUUCUCGUGAUGCAUACCGCAGGUAGUGGCGCACCAAAACUGCACUUUUGGCACAACUCAUAACAGAAUGUCUGAAUGAGAUCUGUUGUAUACAUAACCAAGUCCGAAUGGCUGACUGCUUGCGUACCGUGAUGCAUGACGACACAAGAUUUCAGCUUCCAUGGCGAGGCAGCUUGACCUGAUUUGUAAACUGAUAGGGUCUGCUGUGUUUUAUAGUUCUAGCCAGUCGGUUAUCCUCCUUGGGUAGUCAGGAUGAGAAUGAAAAUAAAAUAGAGGAAAACUAAUAGUGAAAGGUGAGGAAAACCCAUUGCGAGCAGUUGUACUUUCUUAUGUAGUACAAAAAGAAAAGGGGCCGAAUUUUGAUAGAGCCCCCUCUGAACUUGUCGGCAUUACAUAGUAUGGUGUUGAAGAAACUUUUAGCAACUUGGCUGUCUGCCUCAUCUUUUUUGUUUUUGUUUGGUAAGAAUGUCGUUGUACCA